Molecule: messenger RNA, 1766 nt
Organism: Drosophila bipectinata
Lineage: Eukaryota; Metazoa; Arthropoda; Insecta; Diptera; Drosophilidae
Product: trichohyalin
Source: RefSeq, a predicted model, not a curated record
CCCAGUCUGGAAUGUCGCUGCAAGGCGGGCGCACGAAUUUGGGUUGGUUACGCCAGGCAUCAAAAUAAAUCUCUAGCGAUCUACUUUGGAUGCCAGUUCGCAGUUUGACCCCGUUGGAUUAGGUCUGCCACCCCUUGAUGGACGCGUGAGCGACCAGCCGCAGCCCCGAAAUGACCCCGAAGCGAAAGCGCCGCGGACGCAGCGAGUCGCGGGCGAGGAACAAAACUGAAGCAGAGCACCUUAAGCUGCUCGGCGAGCUGGAGCUGGUGGACAGCUGCUGCGAAAUCUGUCACUGCGACUGCUACAGCUCGCACAGCGGCAGCUCGUCUGGCAGUCGCCUUGGCCAGGCCAAGGAGAGCCGCAAGGAGCUGGUUCAGCUGGACAAGGACAUAAGAGCGCUGGAGGAGCUGCAUCGGAGGGAGAGCGCCAAAUGCCGGAGGAGUGCCAGCAGCCACAGCCAGAGAAGCGCUUCCAGGUCGCCAACCGAGAGGAAGUCUAACCAAAGCAGGCGUCGCUCAGCUGACAGCCAUCGGAGGGAGUCCGCCUCCAGCAGGAGUCGUCGCUCCAAAAGCGCGGGCAGCAUCAGGAGUGUGUCACAGGAAAAGGAGAGCCCCAACCAGCCCCAGGAAGCAAAGAAUCAGAAGCAUCAGAAGCGCCGUGGUGCUCAAAGGGACUGUAAGAUGCUUCAGCAAAUCUUAGGUCCACUUAAUGAUGCACCAGCUCUAUCGGUGACAGGACGGGCCAAGUCCAAGUCACAUGGAAACAUGGCAGUGGUGCCGUUUAACCAGCAGGCUUCCAAAAAGAACUCACUCUGCACCUCAAUGGCCAAUCUCUGUUUGGCUCCAACGGUGCGCGCCGCCUUCCAGCUAGUGCCUAGCCACGACCAAAGGAUUAUCAACCGCAUGGCGGGCAAGAGAAGCCAGCAGGCGGCGGACAAGGAGACCGCUUGGCUGGCGCGCAAGUACUGGGAGAACGAGCGCCUGGAAAGGCAGCUCUUAAAGGUGGAGCAGGUGGAGGCCUACAAGCAGGCCGUGCACGACAAGCAGUUCCAGGACUACCUGAUGACCAAGGCUCGCCUCCAGGCGUUGGCAGAACGAGACCUGGCGGAGCUGCGGCGUCUGCGCGGGGCUCUGGACGCAAAGGAUGCGGCUGCCAAACAGAGACUGGAGGCCCGGCGGGUGGAGCGGGACCUGAAUCUCUGCCAGAGACGUUGCGAGGAGUUGCGGCGCAGCGAGGCGGUGACCGUUCAGCAGGAGGAGCAGCAUCUGGACGAGACCAUCCGCAAGCAGGACAUCUGCAUGAGGCUAACGCAGCGCUUGCGUCGGGCAGACGAAUUGCGCAGUCAGCUGCUGGAGGCGUACCUAAAGAGAGUCCAGCACGACAACUUCGUGGAGCAAGCCCAGCACGAGGAGCACUGGCGCGAGCGGCAGCAGGAGGAGCGCAUGCGGCGCGAGCAGCUCCAGGUGGACAUCCAGCGGAAGCGGCAUCAGUCCCAGCGCUUCGUCGAGUGCCGUCAGCGGAGGCACGAGGAGCGUUUCCGCACUGCCAAGAUCUCGGCCAGCCUGCGGGAGCUCGUGCGCCAGUCAGUCACUCCCGAAGGCGCGUUUGGGGGCACCGCAGGCCAGGACCCUCCUGUCCUCAACUCGUACGCCCAGCAGCAGGUGCAGAUGGGACGCCUGCUCUUCGACCGGUCACCUCGGGACGGUCUAGGUGGAGGCGGUUGUUGAGUCCCAAAAGUGUCUCUGUAUAUAUUCAUUGUUGUUGGU